Molecule: messenger RNA, 324 nt
Organism: Sphenostylis stenocarpa
Lineage: Eukaryota; Viridiplantae; Streptophyta; Magnoliopsida; Fabales; Fabaceae
Source: the annotation of a GenBank genome assembly
AUGGAACUGCUGCCGUGUGUCGAGAAAAGGCAUGGGUUGUUUUGCUGCAUGGCUGCUGAGUGUCUGGUAUUUGACCUUUCUGGUAUCUAUUCUCCUUUAUUUACUUACACUCUGAAUCUGGUCUAUAGAGAAGUGUUGGUGAGACAACCAUCUAAUCCAACCUGGAUUUUGAAGGAGAGCUCUUCCAGCUAUAGUGACAUUUUACCAUUGCGUGAUCCACACAUAAGGGAAGUUGUUGUUGGUCAGAACUCACAAGUAAAACAGCGUAUGGUGAAGGGAUUCCAGAAGUGUUUGGAUUGGAUAAUGCUAGAUGUAGCACAUUGA